GGUUGUAUAUAAUGUUAAAAAGACAGUGAACUACAUUACCCACAAAAGUAUUAGCGCCAGGGGAGGAACCACGGUAUCGGACGAAAUUUAACUCGCACUACUUUAACUCAUGGAGAGGUUUAAGGUUUAACCACAAAGUGCAAAGAUGACUGAAGGGACGUGUGUGCGGAGAAGAGGGGGUCCCUAUAGGAGUCCAGCAGUGACAGACCUGAGGCGCUGGAGGCUCAGUAAUGUGGAAGGAAGGCAGACAUGGAAAUAUCUGAAGGAUGAAGACACUGAGGAGAGAGAGCAGAACUUCUUGGAGGCUCACUCUUUGGGUCUUGAUACGAGUAAGUUUGUUCCAGCCUCCCCAGCAGCUCACACUGUGGUUGAAGCCGCUCAGAAGGGGAUGGAGUUUUACAGCCGUCUCCAGGCCGAAGAUGGCCACUGGGCUGGAGACUAUGGAGGGCCACUAUUCUUGCUUCCAGGUCUCCUUAUAACCUGUCAUGUUGCUAAAAUCCCUCUACCAGAAGCCUGGAAGAAGGAGAUGGUGAGGUAUCUACGUUCAGUGCAGCUGCCAGAUGGUGGCUGGGGCCUGCAUGUAGAAGACAAGUCGACUGUGUUUGGCACAGCUCUUAAUUACACCACACUGCGAAUCUUAGGAGUUGGGCCUGAUGACCCAGAUAUGGUGCGGGCAAGGAACAACUUACACACCAAAGGAGGUGCUGUAGGUAUACCAUCCUGGGGAAAGUUCUGGUUGGCUAUCCUCAAUGUGUACAGUUGGGAAGGGAUGAACACGCUCUUUCCAGAGAUGUGGUUGUUUCCUGCUUGGAUGCCGGCGCACCCAUCCACUCUGUGGUGUCACUGCAGGCAGGUCUACCUUCCCAUGAGCUACUGUUAUGCUGUUAGAUUGUCUGCGCAGGAGGACUCACUGGUGCUCAACCUGAGACAGGAACUAUAUGUCCAGGAUUAUUCGACUAUUAACUGGCCAGCUCAAAGAAGCAAUGUUGCCAUGUCAGACAUGUACACCCCUCACAGCGCUAUGCUCACUGCCGCCUACUCCUUCCUGAACCUUUAUGAGGCAUAUCACAGUACUGCACUGAGAGAAAAGGCUGUGAAUGAGCUGUACGAUCACAUCCAAGCCGACGAUCGCUUUACAAAGUGCAUUAGCAUUGGACCGAUCUCAAAAACUAUUAAUAUGUUGGUGCGCUGGUAUGUCGAUGGACCCACAUCACCUGCCUUCCAGGAGCAUGUGGCAAGGAUCCCGGACUACCUCUGGCUAGGUCUAGAUGGAUUAAAAAUGCAGGGAACCAAUGGAUCUCAACUAUGGGACACUGCCUUUGCAGUACAAGCAUUUCUUGAGGCAGGUGCACAGAAUGACCCCAAGUUUACACAGUGUUUAAUGAAGGCGCACCAGUUUUUUAAUCUAAGCCAGGUUCAAGAAAAUCCUCCAGACUACAAGAAAUAUUACCGACAAAUGAACAAGGGAGGCUUUCCCUUCAGCACGCGUGACUGCGGUUGGAUCGUGGCUGACUGCACAGCAGAGGGCCUGAAGUCGGUGAUGUUACUGCAGGAGCAGUGCAGCUUCAUCACAGACCACAUUUCCUCACAACGACUCUUUGAUGCAGUCAAUGUGCUUUUAAGCAUGAGAAAUUCUGAUGGUGGUUUUGCCACAUAUGAGACUAAACGUGGAGGAAAACUGCUGGAGCUACUCAACCCAUCAGAGGUGUUUGGUGAUAUCAUGAUCGACUACACCUAUGUGGAAUGCACAUCAGCUGUGAUGCAAGCUCUGCAGCACUUCCAUCAUGCUUAUCCUGAUCAUAGAACACAGGAGAUUAGGAGUACACUUCAGCAGGGACUUGACUACUGCAGAAGGAUGCAAAGACCUGAUGGUUCAUGGGAAGGAUCAUGGGGUGUGUGCUUUACAUAUGCAGUAUGGUUUGGAUUGGAGGCGUUUGCAUGCAGGGGCCAUUUUUUCCAGGAUGGAUACGAUGGACCGGUUUGUACUGAAGUGAGGCGUGCGUGUGACUUCUUGCUCUCAAAGCAGAUGGAGGAUGGAGGUUGGGGGGAGGACUUUGAGUCGUGUGAGCAGAGGUGCUAUAUACAGAGCAAAAAUUCCCAGAUCCAUAAUACCUGUUGGGCUUUGCUGGGCCUGAUGGCUGUUAGGUACCCUGACUGCAUAGUCAUUGAGCGUGGAAUACAGGUUUUGAUUGACAAGCAGCUUCCUAAUGGAGACUGGCCACAGGAGAACAUCUCUGGUGUUUUCAACAAGAGCUGUGCCAUCAGUUACACAUCCUAUAGAAAUGUGUUUCCAGUUUGGACUCUGGGCCGAUUCAUGUGUCUCUACCCCUCCAGUUCACUUGCUCAGAAACUGGGAGGCACUGAAUAAUAAUAUAUAAAGUGUGUAAUUUCAUUUCCUGACUAAAAGUAAAAAAUUCAGUUCCAUACAAACUGACUUGAUGCUUUUAAGACUGAUCAGUAAGUAAUGCUCUCUCGUAAUUGCAGUGGAUUUAACUAAAUCUUUUGAAAGCCACAGUGUUUAUUUUACAACACAUAUGUUGUGUGGACUUGAGAUAACGUUUCGUGUCAUUGUAAGUGAACGGUACCUGUAGCAGUAGGUAUUUGAAAGAUGCAAGCAUAAAUUAAUUCAAGCACAGUAAAAUUUUUCAACAUAAAGAAAAAGAAGUAUGUUUGGAGUCUUUUCAAGUAAAUUCUGUGUGUAUUACUAGUAAUAUACAUGUCAUUUCCUCUUUCCUUCUUUCUCUCUCUCACACACACACACAGUGUACACACAGUAUAUCACAAGUUAAUCACAAGUAGGGAUAUUUGCAAGCACAUACACUCAACAAGUGUUUAAAUACAUUUUUCCCAACAACUAUAUAACAUAUACAAAUAUACUUAUUGCAGCCCUAUUCAUUUUUAAUAGUAUGUUAUGAGUUUAUUGAAUAUUAUGUUUGUUACAAAUGUGUACAUAAAGAUGAGAUUAAAUACUGUACAGCUCCUUUAGAUAAACCUCAUGACUUUUUUAAUAAGUCAUUUUUAGCUAUGUUUAUUUAAUUCCCUCCUAAUUUAUUUACUUUCUGAUGUUCUCUGAUAUGUUAAACUCAGAACAUGGCAUCUUUUGUUGAUCAUAUUAUUGGAACAUGUGACUGACAGGUUUUUCUUGUUGGCAAAAUGUCUAAAACAAAACAGUAAUCCCUGCAGUAGCUGCUCUCCCUACAUGCUUUUAUGCGUUUAUUCCAUGGGUUUGAUUCCUAGCCAGUGACUGGGACACACCCAUCACCACUAUCUCACUAUCUCACUGAGGUAAAGUUGCAAAGUAACAUUCCAGCACAACAGACCUUUAAAAAGUAAAUAUCUUUGUGUGAGGAGAUCAACAGCUUCAGAUAUAUUCAAGCAUUAUUUCAGGAACUAGGAUUAGAUUUAGUUUAGGGAUGAAAGAGAUUUACAUAACAGAAGAUUUAGUUCCUCAAAUAUACUGGUGUGUGUGCACGUGUGUACGUGUGUGUGCGCAUGUGCAUGUGUGCAUGUUUCUGUGCUCAAAGUUAAUGUAAUGUAAAUAUAUGAAAUUCAAUAUUUCAAUCCAUGCAAGUUAUACUCAGUAAAACCAUGUUAAGCUUUCACAUAUCCUUUAUAUGUUUUGAGAUCUAACAGGUGUUGACAUUUCACUUAGAACCAGUUUAGCAGCCUGUCACUCUUGAGGUGGUAGGAUCUUGUUUGUUUAAUAAGCUGAUGAGGGUUUUUCAAACUGCCUUGAUCUGCCCUGGUUAAUUUUUCCACAAUCUAAGAUUAUAAAGUUUGUAUUUAUUUACAAUAUAUAUUACUUUAUUUAAUUUCAAUAAUAUACACGUGGCCUCUACAGUACAUGUCAUAGCUAUGAUUAUAUAAGGUUUACAGUUAGGAAGGCUCACAAGUGUAUAAUAUAGUAUCAAACUAAACUUUUAUAUAUUUAAUUUAGUAUAUUCAUUGUUUAAGCUUUAAUAAAGAGAAUUCUGUUUAUUUAUUCAUUUUAAUAAAUAUUGCAGGCUUUAUAUAACAUGUUUGUUUCAAGAGCUGAAACUCCUUGUGUAAUAUAAAGUCAAACCCAUGCUACACCCACAUGCAGUGCUCCCAUUGGUAGGAUCUACUGUAGAUGUCAAACCCAUGCUACACCCACAUGCAGUGCUCCCAUUGGUAGGAUCAACUGUAGAUAUGCAGUCACCCGUGGUUAAAGCAUUCAUUCUUUAAAGAAACUUUCAACAUCAAGAGGCUUCCUGGUGAAUUACUGAACCUUUUCCUUAUUUUAUAAUACUUUGUGAAGAAUAUUUCACAGCCAUAGAUAUGGACCCGAACAAUCCACAGCAACCUGGACAACCUACUGUUGGUACUAUACGUUACGAAUGUACACUUCCAGGGCCCUAUCUAGCAGAGCAAUACAAUUCUUCCAUGGGUCCAGGAUCAUUUCCAGGAGCACCAUGCAAUCCCCCAAUGGGACAAGGAUCAUAUACCGCAGGGCCAUACAACCCAUCCAUGGGCCCAGGAUCAUUUCCAGGAGCACCAUGCAAUCCCCCAAUGGGACAAGGAUCAUAUACUGCAGGGCCAUACAACCCAUCCAUGGGCCCAGGAUCAUUUGCAGGAGGGCCAUGCAAUCCCCCAAUGGGUCAAGGAACAUAUCCAGUAGGACCAUACAACCCAUCCAUGGGCCCAGGGUUCGUUCCAGGAGGGCAGACUGCUGGUUAUAACCAGGGGCCAGGAUGUGGGCAUGUGCAAGGGCACGGGCAUGGGCACGGUCAUGGGCAUGGGCACGGACAUGGACACGGUCAUGGAAAACAUGGAAAGAAACAUGGAAAGAAACAUGGAAAGGGUGGCAAGCAUUCUGGGAGCAGCUCAGACUCCGAUUAGAGCAUCAAGAUGUUUCAGAAGCAAAUCUGCAGAUACCUAGCUAUAUAUAAUAUAAUACAUUGUAUGGCUAAAUAAAAGAAUUUACAUUG
Messenger RNA from Tachysurus fulvidraco (yellow catfish), 4949 nucleotides. RefSeq names its product lanosterol synthase (2,3-oxidosqualene-lanosterol cyclase) (gene lss). Gene Ontology annotation, molecular function: lanosterol synthase activity. The coding region runs from base 146 to 2368 and encodes 740 amino acids. Gene Ontology annotation, biological process: cholesterol biosynthetic process; triterpenoid biosynthetic process. Lineage: Eukaryota; Metazoa; Chordata; Actinopteri; Siluriformes; Bagridae. The record is from RefSeq and is a predicted model, not a curated record. The transcript is spliced from 24 exons. Gene Ontology annotation, cellular component: lipid droplet.